Molecule: messenger RNA, 1730 nt
Organism: Ipomoea nil (Japanese morning glory)
Lineage: Eukaryota; Viridiplantae; Streptophyta; Magnoliopsida; Solanales; Convolvulaceae
Exons: 2
Coding region: 276-1571 (431 amino acids)
Source: RefSeq, a predicted model, not a curated record
UCUCCAUCUCCAAAAAUUUAAUGCUCAUUGGACUCGGUGCAUGCAAGUUUGAAAUAAUAUAUUUUAAGAAUUUAAGAGGUUUCCAUAUACGACGUUUAUGGGGUCUUGAAUGAAAAGACACACAGGUUUAAGGUACGAUAUAUAGUAAUUGUUGUCCUAGUAAAACAAGAAUUUCCAGGCUAGCUAGAUCAGAUGUGUUAGUUGUGCAUAGGAGAGGCCGAGGAGGGUACGGUACGGUGGUUACGUUGCGAGCUGAGGAUCGGAAGAAAUUAAAGAUGCCGGCGGUUUGGUUAUCUUUGAAGAAAUCGUUGCAGUGCAGAUCAGAGCCGGCGGAGGUGCAUGAUCCGAGCUUGGGCGACGACAAGAAUCUGAGCAAGAAGAUUUCGAUUGGUACGAGGAGCUCAAGGAAGACGGCGACGGUUAGGUCUGGGUGUUCGAGGUCCAUUGCGAAUCUUAGAGAUGUGGUGAUUCAUGGAAGCCGGAGGUACAAUAAUGGGGAGACGACGCCGUACUUGCAGAGCCCGAGAUCUAUUGGGAGUAAUGAGCUCUUGAAUCCGAUUACCCACGAGGUGGUUCUCAAUAACUCCACCUGUGAACUCAAGAUUACGAGCUAUUCUUUUCAGGACGGCGGCGGUGGCGCCGCCGGAGCUGGUGGUGGUUGGCCCUUUGUACAGUGUACCCUUAAGCCAGGGACUCCGGGCCCUGGGAGACAGUACAGGAAGCCUGGAGGGGUAGGUGGUAGUAGUCCUACAGUUAAAGGGUCAACUGGUAGCCUUUCAAGAAGAGUAGGGGCUGCAGGAUUUAGUGGCAUUGUUCCUAGCAGGCCAAAAGCCAGUAAUGGCGGCCCAGAAUUCUAUGGCUUUAAGGAAUUGACCUGCCCUAAAUGUGGUGAACACUUCUCAAAAUGGGAUGCUGUUGAAUCACACCAUCUCUCCAAACAUGCAGUUACACAGCUUGUUGAAGGAGAUUCUUCAAGGAACAUUGUGGAGAUGAUCUGCAGAAGUAGCUGGACAUCAUCAAAGCCAGAUAAGAACAACAACAACAACAAUGGUAAUGGGAUGGAGAGGAUCUUGAAGGUGCACAACAUGCAGAAAACGCUGGCAAGAUUCGAGGAGUAUCGCGAAACCGUGAAGAUCAAAGCCAGCAAACUAGCCAAGAAACACGCGCGCUGUCUGGCCGACGGGAACGAGUUACUAAGGUUCCACGGCACCACAGUGGAGUGCUCCCUGGGCAAGAACAGCUCCUCCAGCCUCUGCAACUCCGAAAAGUGCCAAGUUUGCCAGAUUCUGAGGCACGGGUUCAGAGUGAAGAAGGGUGGGGUUGGGGUUUUCACGGCUUCAACAAGCAGGAGAGCGCUUGAAGCCAUUGAAAUGAAGGGUGGAAUGAAGAAAGCUCUGAUAGUUUGCAGAGUUAUUGCUGGCAGGGUGCAUAAGCCGGUGGAGAAUUUGCAGGAACUGAGUGGGUUUGAUUCGUUAGCUGGUAAAUUUGGCCUCCAUUCAAGUGUUGAAGAGCUCUUUUUGCUCAAUCCUAGAGCUUUGCUCCCUUGCUUUGUGGUAAUCUGCAGACCAUAAAAGUCAUGUGGUUAUUGUUACUGCUUCUGUAAUUGUAGGAGCCUUUUUGAAAUGUGAAUGUGAAAAAUAGGAAUGGGGAAUGGGGUUAUGGUUUUGACAGUCUUCUUGGUCAAAACAAUAACGCCAUUACUUUUUUUUUUUUUAAAUAAAAUUUAAUAC